Molecule: messenger RNA, 387 nt
Organism: Dujonia railenensis
Lineage: Eukaryota; Fungi; Ascomycota; Pichiomycetes; Serinales; Debaryomycetaceae
Source: the annotation of a GenBank genome assembly
AUGUCAGAUACAGAAAUACCCCCACAAUUUGAAGAAGAUGGCGUAUUAGAUAACCCAUUAAGGGCCAUUAUUGUGAUAAACUCACCAGAUAUUCCCGAAGGUGAGAUGGAAGAAAGAUUGCUUGACACUAUACAGAGCUUUGAAGAUAUGAAUGCAUUCUUUGAUAAGUUUGAUGAAACAGUUGCCAUUCCAAACGAAGAACAUAUAAAAUAUGAGGUUGGAAGCGAUGGUAUGGUUGUGGUUUUAGUGGAUUCUAAAGAGGUGAAGGAUAAAGUAGUUGCAUUUUUCGAUGAGUAUGUUGGAACUGAAGGUGAAGGUGCUUCGAAGCAAAAUGUAGCUGAAGAUGAAGGCAGAGAAAUCAAAAAAGCUAAAAGGGGAAAGAACUGA